CCUCUUAGCUCUGAGGCACGUGACGUUCGCUUCGGGCUGAUCCGCUGCAGCAUCCGCGGUGCUGGGCGUGGGGCGACGGGGUGGGAAGUGGCGCCGGCGCCGGCCGUGAAGCACGAGAAAAUCAUAAGUAUUCCAGAGAGUUUUUGGAAUCUUUCUUCUGAAAGAAGACCUUUCAAGGUGCAAUCCCCUUGUUUUAGUGGUCCAGAGAAGGGGAGCAACUUGCCCAAGGUCACACAGCCAGACCAUGGAACCAAAAUGGUGGUUAUUUAUGCUUUUGCUGCUCCUUGGAACAGUGGUUCAGGCACAUGAUGGACAUGAUGAUGAAGAAGAUGAUGAUGAUGAUGAUGAUGAUGUGAUUGAUGUAGAAGAAGACCUGGAAGAUGGCAUUGAGGAAGUAGAAGACUCAAAGCCUGGAGAUGGUGCUACUCUUCCACCUCCAUCACCGAAGGUUACCUACAAAGCCCCCGUUCCAACAGGGGAGGUUUACUUUGUUGAUGCCUUCGACAAGGGAAUGCUGGUCGGAUGGGUUUUAUCCAAAGCCAAGAAGGAUGAUACCGACGAUGAGAUUGCCAAAUAUGAUGGUAAAUGGGAAGUAGAAGAAAUGAAGGAAUCUAAACUUCCAGGAGAUAAAGGGCUUGUAUUGCUAUCACGAGCCAAACAUCAUGCCAUCUCUGCGAGGCUGAACAAGCCCUUUACAUUUGACACUAAGCCUCUCAUCGUUCAGUAUGAGGUAAAUUUCCAAAAUGGAAUAGAAUGUGGUGGUGCCUAUGUGAAAUUGCUUUCAAGAACCCCAGAGUUGAAUCUGGAUCAGUUCCACGACAAGACCCCUUACACAAUUAUGUUUGGUCCAGAUAAAUGUGGAGAGGACUAUAAGCUGCACUUCAUCUUCCGGCAUAAAAACCCAAAGACAGGCAUUUAUGAGGAGAAGCAUGCUAAGAGACCAGACACAGAUCUGAAGACCUACUUUACUGAUAAGAAAACACAUCUGUAUACAUUAGUCUUGAAUCCAGAUAAUAGCUUUGAAAUAUUAGUUGAUCAAACAGUUGUGAAUAGUGGAAACCUGCUGAAUGAUAUGACUCCUCCUGUGAAUCCUCCCCGGGAAAUUGAGGACCCAAAUGACCAGAAGCCUGAGGACUGGGAUGAGAGGCCCAAGAUACCAGAUCCUGAUGCUGUCAAACCAGAUGACUGGGAUGAGUCUGCUCCUGCUAAGAUUCCAGAUGAGGAUGCUACAAAACCUGAAGGCUGGUUGGAUGAUGAGCCUGAAUAUGUAUCUGAUCCAGAUGCAGAAAAGCCAGAGGACUGGGAUGAAGAUAUGGAUGGAGAGUGGGAAGCUCCCCAAAUUGCGAACCCAAAAUGUGAGUCAGCCCCUGGUUGUGGUGUCUGGCAAAGACCUACCAUUGACAAUCCCAAUUACAAAGGCAAAUGGAAAGCACCUAUGAUUGACAAUCCUAACUACCAGGGAAUCUGGAAACCCAGGAAGAUUCCAAAUCCAGAUUUCUUUGAAGAUCUAGAGCCAUUUAAAAUGACUCCUUUCAGUGCUGUGGGUCUGGAGCUGUGGUCUAUGACAUCAGACAUCUUUUUCGACAACUUUAUUAUUUGUGCAGACCGAGGAGUUGCAGAUGAUUGGGCCAAUGAUGGCUGGGGUCUGAAGAAAGCUGCUGAUGGGGCUGCAGAGCCUGGUGUCAUGGGGCAGAUGCUUGAAGCAGCUGAGGAACGUCCAUGGCUUUGGGUGGUCUAUAUCCUUACUGUGGCCUUGCCAUUGUUCCUUGUGAUCCUCUUCUGCUGUUCUGGAAAGAAACAGCCCAGUGCUGCAGAGUAUAAGAAGACUGAUGCUCCUCAACCAGAUGUGAAGGAAGAGGAGGAGGAGGAGAAAGAGGAGGAAAAGGAGAAGAGAGAUGAAGAAGAAGAAACUGAAGAGAAAAUUGAAGAGAAGCAAAAAAGUGAUGCUGAAGAGGAUGCAGGUACUGUUAGUCAAGAGGAUGAAGAUAGAAAACCUAAAGCAGAGGAAGAUGAAGUUUUGAACAGAUCACCCAGAAACAGAAAGCCACGAAGAGAUUGAAAGAAUUUAAGAACUUGAUCUGUGAUUCCCUUUUUCCCCUACCCUCGAUGUGAUCCUAGGAGAGGACCUGGGACACACCUUAUAUGUUGAAACCCAGAAAAACCUCAAGACUUCACUAUCAACAGAUUCCAGUCAAAUACUAUCCAAUGAAAAUUUGAGCAUCUAGCAGUAAUUAAUAAUUGCAAUUGUGAUAAAAAGAACA
Molecule: messenger RNA, 2261 nt
Organism: Phascolarctos cinereus (koala)
Lineage: Eukaryota; Metazoa; Chordata; Mammalia; Diprotodontia; Phascolarctidae
Source: RefSeq, a predicted model, not a curated record